AUGCAAACCUACUUCCUCAUUCAGAUGUUGGUUCUUGACCUUGCUACAUCUCAAAUUUGUGUUUUUUUCUCUCUCUCCUUCUGCUCCCUUUCAAAUUCCCAGGACAGGAGAUGUGGAGGGGGGGUGUCUUUUCUCUCUGCCAUUUUAUAUGCUGACCCUUUUCCUCUUCCCCUCCCUGGCAGACGCUAUGGUAGUGUAGAGUCUGCCGCAAACGGGCACAGUGACGCUGAGUCUGCUUCCGGGUCAAGCAGGCGCACGAGCCGCCAGCCCUCGCUCGAGAGCAGGCGCUCCCUAGACCUAUCUGAUAGCCCCACUGGGAGCAGCCGCUAUGCCUCCUCGGAUGAGCUGAGCCAGGGUAGUUCGCAGCUGAGUGACGAAUUUGACCCCGAUGAUGUCAGCCUGGAUGAGCGGGACGGAGACUCCUACCACUCUUGCCACAGCUCCGUGAGCUAUCACAAGGACUCCCCGCACUGGGACGAAGAAGAGGAUGACUUCUACCUGGAGGAGGAUGAGUUCAACGAAGAGUACAAUGAGAACGAAGAGUACUAUCCCGAGGACAAGGCGCCCGACGCCGGCCAGGAAUCUUACCCCAAGGAGGCUUCUCUGCAGCAACCAGAACCCCAGCCGAAGGCCCCACAGGCCCAGCCACCCAUACAAUUUGCUCUAUCCCAGCAGAAGCCACCCCAGCAGGCCCAACAGCCCCAGCUCCAGCAGAAGCCGCCCCAACAGGUCCAAGCCCAGCCUCCACCACAGAAACCACCGCAACAGGCCCAACAACAGAUGCCGUCAGUGCAACAGAAGCAGCAGCAGCCCUUGCAGCAAAAAAUGCCUCCUCAGGGGCAGCAGAAGCAGCCUCCCCAACAGCCCCAGAUGCCCCCCGCGCAGCAGAAGCAGCCACCACAGCAGCAGCAGCAGCAACAGCAGCAGGUGCCCCCGAGGUUGCAACAGCAGGUCCAGAAAGAGGAGAAGGUGGACGAGGUUCCAAUUGUCUUGCAGGAGGAAAAACCAGCAGAAGAGAUCCCGAUUGUGGAGGAGACCCCCCAAGAAGAGCCCCCCAAGACAGAAGAGAAGGGAGCCGCAGUAAAGUUUCUGCGCUGCAUUAACAGCAUGCCCGACAUUAAGGCUGGACGUAAAUCUCUUCCGCUAGUGAUCAGCGAUCUGGGNAAUGACUUUAGGAUAGACAUCCGGUCCUGUGAGGCAGGCAAUGGGAACUCACUUUUGAAAUCUUGCCAAGAAUACCGCAGGGACUUGCUGGAUCUGGAGGCAUACUUGGUUUGUGCGCAAGGCCUGCAGGCGAAGGAUAAAACGGGCUCCAGUGACCCCUAUGUAACCGUCCAGGUUGGAAAGACCAAAAAGAGAACAAAAACCAUUUAUGGAAAUUUGAACCCCGUCUGGGAGGAAAACUUCCACUUUGAGUGUCAUAACUCCUCCGAUCGAAUUAAGGUUCGGGUAUGGGACGAAGACGAUGACAUCAAGUCUAGGGUAAAACAGCGCUUCAAGAGGGAAUCUGAUGACUUCCUGGGUCAGACGAUCAUUGAAGUACGGACACUGAGUGGAGAAAUGGAUGUCUGGUACAAUCUGGAUAAGAGAACAGAUAAGUCAGCUGUAUCCGGAGCUAUCCGAUUGCACAUUAGUGUGGAGAUCAAAGGAGAGGAGAAAGUGGCACCUUACCAUGUGCAAUACACCUGUCUUCAUGAAUUCAAGACCAACGGUGGGGCAUGGUGGGAGGGGGUUCAAGGUCUCACUAUUUUAACUUCAUUGACCUGCUUUGGGGGCUCUCUCAUUUUGCAGAAAGAACGGUUUGUCAAACUGCUGGACCAGCUACACAAUUCCCUGAGGAUCGAUCUCUCAAUGUAUCGGAAUAAUUUCCCUGCCAGCAGUCCUGAAAGACUGCAGGACCUUAAAUCAACAGUGGACCUCUUGACCAGCAUCACGUUCUUCCGGAUGAAGGUCCAAGAGCUCCAGAGUCCACCACGAGCCAGUCAGGUGGUAAAGGAUUGUGUGAAGGCCUGCCUCAACUCAACUUAUGAAUACAUCUUCAACAACUGCCAUGAACUCUAUAGUCGUGAAUACCAAACUGAUGCUGUGAGUGGGUGGUUUGAACCUUUUGUUAUCCAGUGGCUGGAUGAGAAUGAGGAAGUGUCACGAGAUUUCUUGCAUGGAGCAUUGGAACGGGACAAGAAAGAUGGGUUCCAACAAACCUCAGAACAUGCCCUUUUCUCCUGCUCUGUGGUUGAUGUCUUCUCCCAGCUCAACCAAAGCUUUGAAAUUAUCAAGAAGUUGGAGUGCCCUGAUCCACAGAUUGUAGGCCAUUACAUGCGCAGGUUUGCCAAGCCCUGUAUCCUGAUGAACAACAUACAGCAGUUGCGUGUCCAGCUAGAGAAGAUGUUUGAAGCUAUGGGAGGGAAAGAGUUGGACACAGAAGCCAGUGAUAUCCUCAAGGAACUUCAGGUGAAACUCAACAAUGUCUUGGAUGAACUAAGCCGAGUAUUUGCAACCAGUUUUCAGCCCCAUAUAGAGGACUGUGUGAAGCAGAUGGGAGACAUCCUGAGCCAAGUGAAAGGCACCGGGAACGUGCCUGCCAGUGCCUGCAGCAGCGUGGCUCAAGAUGCUGACAACGUCUUGCAGCCUAUUAUGGACCUCCUGGAUAGCAACUUGACUCUCUUUGCCAAAAUUUGCGAGAAGACUGUCCUGAAACGAGUGCUGAAGGAACUCUGGAAGCUUGUCAUGAAUACAAUGGAGAAGACAAUUGUACUUCCUCCACUAACUGACCAGACGAUGAUUGGAACCCUCUUAAGAAAGCAUGGCAAGGGAACUGAGAAGACUAGGGUGAAGCUCCCCAGUCACACUGAA
Molecule: messenger RNA, 2853 nt
Organism: Thamnophis sirtalis
Lineage: Eukaryota; Metazoa; Chordata; Lepidosauria; Squamata; Natricidae
Source: RefSeq, a predicted model, not a curated record